Messenger RNA from Blastomyces gilchristii SLH14081, 169 nucleotides. RefSeq lists its product as uncharacterized. The record is from RefSeq and is a predicted model, not a curated record. The transcript has a single exon. Gene Ontology annotation, molecular function: protein heterodimerization activity. NCBI's taxonomy places the organism in Eukaryota, Fungi, Ascomycota, Eurotiomycetes, Onygenales, Ajellomycetaceae. The annotation marks the transcript as partial.
AGUCUCUCUGUGAGAUCUGUUUUUAUCAGAAGUCAGAGAAUCUUAUAUUUCUCAAGACUAUCUUCACAUGCCUUGUUCAUGAAAUUGAUGAAAGAAAUCAUCAAUUUCAGUAUUCUGCUCUUGAUAUCAUUCAAGUAGCAGCAGAGUCUACCCUGAUCACACUUUUUAA